GAACAUUGAAAAUGCAAGAAGUGAUUUAUAACACUCAAUAAAAACUCCGAUUUCUCUGGGACUAAACCAUAAUCAGUGAUGAGAAUACGUUAGGAUGCAAAAGGAAAGACCCAGUAUGGCGCAAAGGACGCCGGGUAGAGACUAUGAUGGAAAAAUAGCUGGUUUAUACGACCUCGAAGAGACUAUUGGUCGUGGACAUUUUGCUGUUGUGAAACUGGCCAGACAUGUCUUCACUGGAGAAAAAGUGGCUGUCAAAGUUAUUGAUAAAACGAAACUAGACGAAGUGUCAAAGGCUCAUUUGUUCCAGGAAGUCCGGUGUAUGAAAUUAGUUCAACACCCUCAUGUGGUGCGUCUGUAUGAAGUCAUCGACACGCAGACAAAACUGUACUUGGUGUUGGAAUUGGGGGACGGUGGCGACAUGUACGAUUACAUCGUGAAACAUGACGGCCUGGAUGAGAACCUCUCGAGGCAAUACUUCAAACAAAUUGUUCAGGCGAUAUCGUAUUGCCAUAAACUUCACGUUGUUCACAGGGAUCUGAAACCAGAGAACGUUGUUUUCUUUGAAAAGCAAGGAAUUGUCAAAUUGACGGAUUUUGGCUUCAGUAACAAAUUUGUUCCCGGAAAAAAGCUGGAAACAUCCUGUGGCUCCCUUGCGUACUCGGCUCCAGAGAUCCUACUGGGAGACUCUUAUGAUGCUCCCGCUGUUGAUGUGUGGAGUCUAGGGGUGAUCUUAUUCAUGUUGGUCUGUGGGAAGCCUCCGUUUCAGGAGGCAAAUGAUAGCGAGACACUGACCAUGAUCAUGGACGUCAAGUACAGACUGCCUGAACAUAUAUCAACAGAGUGUAAAGACCUGGUGUCUUUAUGCCUGCGUCGAGAACCCUCUCAUCGAGCAAACCUUCAUGAUAUCUUGCAACAUCCAUGGCUUAACUCCGGUGAACACCCGGUCACAAAUGUCUCUGCAAUAGCUCUCAUGCCCUUGAUAUCGAUGGAAUCUAUAUCUAGUGAGGACCAUAAGAAAAUUAUACAAAAAAUGGUAGAUGGAAAGAUCGCUUGGAAAGAGGAUAUUCUCAAGUCAUUAGAAACUGAUGAAUACAACCACAUCACUGCCACAUACUACCUUCUCGCUGAGAGGAUGCUACGACGCCAGCAAGAACUUGCCAAUCACUCCCAGGGAGGAUACCAGCAAUUACGGAAACAGUCAGCACCCAAUCCCAAGAUGAAAUUGGAACCAUUGGCUUUAUCACCAAGAGUGAAACCCCGUGCGUUAUCCCAGCAGAUCGUCCUUCCCAAGAACCCCCUCUUGAUUGUGGACAGUCCCGAUGACGGCGGCUCUGACUCAGAGCACGAGCAUGAUGAGCGAAUGAGAAUGAGUUUUGGGGCUUGCAGGAACCCUGUCAUCCAAGGGAUAAAAGAAGAAAUUAACCAAUCUGAGAUGUUCAAGACGGGUAAUGUGGUGAACUCAUUGGUCUCUCCACUAGGGAUCCGCCCAGGCUUGCCAGGGGACAAGGUUAUGGAGGAACUGCAGGUGCCCAGCGUGGUAUGUACCGCAGAUGAUGAGUACAAUCUGCGACGAUGUAGCCUGAUCAAGGAGGAAUCGGAAGGCGAUGAUGAAUAUGACGAUAUUGAUAGCACGCUGCAUGUAGUCUGGUCAACGAAAUCUCUUGAAAAGGAAGAGCUUAUGGUUCAAGAUGAUGAUGAUUUGUUAGUGGCGCCAUCUGGUGGCUCGCCGGCGAGUUCGAGUGCAGCUGUGACAAUAAGUCGUAAACCGCACCCGUCGAACCGGCCGCUGCAUGCCGUACGGAGCUCACCGCAGCUGUUGAAUCAGAUAAGUGAGGAAUGUGAGUCGGAUGAUGACGAUCCGAUACCACCAAAGUUGGGCUCACCUUGUAUGCUCAGUCGUAAGACGUUAGAUUCGCCUGACAUGUUGCGCAAGUUUGAGCGGCGGAGAAAGGCUCGGUAUUCUCCGACGGGGGUUCAACGGGGGACAAGUUGUAGUAGUUCUGACGCUAGUGAUAAUGAUGAAGAGACUCAGAAACGCAAAGAGAAACUGAAGCAGAAGUUUUAUCGGCGGGAUAGUAGUGAUACAAGUGAUAAUGAUGGACCAGGGGGAUCUGGGGGCAGCAAUGAUGGUGGAGGGGGCAAGAGUUCUCGGGGGGAUUCACAUCAAGACCAUGACAGGGGUGGAAGGCGGGACGAUGACCAGGGUGGUAGGAGCAGGAAAGGUUCAAAUGGCUCAAAUAGUCGGCAGGGCAGUAAAAAGAGUGGCGGGAGUAGCCGCCAGCAUAGCAUUGAGCAACCGCAGGGGUCUGAAACGGUAGUCAAGGGAGACGAGGCAUGUAAUGGUUUCCAGAAGGAAGUGAUGCGUAAAAUAAGUAACCUGAGUACAUCUUCCAACAUGUCUUGCAAUAGUGUAUCGAGCAGCACUACAAGUCGCACCAGUAGUAAAUAUGUCGUGGACUCUAAUUGUAGUACACCGAGGAAUGGCUCGCGUCCUGAGGUCCUCACCUUGAACGAGCUCAACAAGGUCAAGACGCGAGUGUUUCACAUGAGCGCUAAAGACUUCAGUGACAUUAGUGACCCAGUCAGCCGGGAAAACAGCAUCAAAGGAGAUAAUGGGUCGUUAUGUUCGUUUGAAUGUCCGAACAAUCCAGAGAAAGUGCGCCGACGGUCCAAGCAACGCAUCAAAACUGAUAUUAAUAGUAAUGGCUUAAUAAUGGAGUCUGGGAGCCCUCUCAAUGGGGGCCUGGAGGACAAGACCAAGUCAAAGUGUUGUAGUGUUAUCUGA
Molecule: messenger RNA, 2785 nt
Organism: Lineus longissimus
Lineage: Eukaryota; Metazoa; Nemertea; Pilidiophora; Heteronemertea; Lineidae
Product: SNF-related serine/threonine-protein kinase-like
Exons: 6
Coding region: 95-2785 (896 amino acids)
Biological process (GO): intracellular signal transduction; protein phosphorylation
Cellular component (GO): cytoplasm
Molecular function (GO): ATP binding; protein serine/threonine kinase activity
Source: RefSeq, a predicted model, not a curated record